Penicillium chermesinum is the source of this 522-nucleotide messenger RNA. RefSeq lists its product as uncharacterized. The transcript is spliced from 2 exons. The record is from RefSeq and is a predicted model, not a curated record. Gene Ontology annotation, molecular function: RNA nuclease activity; RNA binding. NCBI's taxonomy places the organism in Eukaryota, Fungi, Ascomycota, Eurotiomycetes, Eurotiales, Aspergillaceae. Bases 1 to 522 code for a protein of 173 amino acids.
AUGAAGUUCACCUUGGCAGCCGCGUCCGUCCUCUUUUUAGGAGCGACGUUGGCCCUUCCAGCUGAAAGGGUUGUCGACCUUGAAGCACGAGCAAAUCCAUCCAACGAGCCCAUUGACUGGGACGGGCCCAACUCCUCCGCAUCCAUCCAGUGCGGCAAGAAUACCUAUGAUGGGCUCGAUAUCUAUCUUGCCGCAGAAUACGCCGUAAACUUGGGCCUCUUAAGUCCUCCAGAGACAAGGGGUGCUGGCAACUACCCAAAUCCUUUCGACAACGACGACAGCAAGGGAAACCAGUUGCAUUUCCCUGCUCACUGCCCAGAGCACGACGAGAACCGGAAGGAGUACCCGCUUGUCAAGAAUGGGCCUUACAACGGGGGCAAAAAUAACAGAAAAUACGGGGAUGAGCGUGUGGUCUUCUACUACGAUGGCGCAUCGCAAGGUGUCGACGGUCACCCAUUGGUCUACUACUGUGGCUUGAUUACCCACGAGGGUGCGCCCAAGGGGGGGCUUCAACCAAUGUGA